AAUUAUUUUAUUUAUUAAUAAAUAAAAGAAUAAAGACAAUACGAGAUAAAAGAAUAAAGGAAUAAAUAGAAUAAAGUGCCAAGAGUAUUUCACAUUACGAAUUACACUCCACGAAUGUACCUAAUUGCAAACACGGACAACCAGUUGACUUUUUUUAGAAGCAUAUAAGGUCAGCUUUAACUCAACACCACAUCCUGUAAGCUUAAAAACAAAACCCCUGCUCAGUUCUCUCUCCACAUGUGAGAUUGAUUGUUAAACAUUACACUACACCGUCACAUCAUCACAGGGUCGAUGCAUUCACCUGAUUUGACCACAGGUUAAUUAUGAACCUGCGUGCAGGUGAUUUAGCACAAUAGUGCUCCACUUAAACGUCCCUCAUGUCCCUCAUGUCCUCCUGGAUCUGGAUGGUACCUUUUCUUUUUUAAAUUAGUUUCUAGUGGCCGCUCUGUCUUUAUUCCGCAGUGUCCCGUCUCUCUGUGGCUAAUAAUAACACACACACACACACACAGAGAGGAUGGAUGGAUGUUAAACCAGGCGGGCUGAGGCUGAGUGACAGCAGGUCCAGCAUUAUGUAAAUGAGCGGUGUAGUGCAGCGGCAGCGCCGGGCAGAUUAGGACUGUGCUCGGGCUCAGUGAGCCAGCUCUCCUCCUCCUCCUCCUCCUCCUCCUCCUGCUGGAGCAACUAGUGCCGCUGAAACACCCGAAACACACGCGGCAUCACUUUGCAAGCAGACCUGGGCAAAGCUCGGUGACACGGUUUCAUGCACACGUGUUUUAGUCUGAUAAAUGUCAUGCAUUCACUGUAUAGACGGCGUUAAAUGGUUAUAAGCGCUCGUCCUGCUCCUGCGGGGACGCGCAGCGCGCUCUCAAAACCCCUCCCCCAUCUCAGUUAGUUAAACCAGCGUUUUAUCAAAGCAUCACCCACUGUGGGGAAAAUAGACCCCUGACCUGUAAUAACCUGUAAUACACUGUUUUAAGACAUGUUUCCCCUCAUGUGUGCAGGACACAGAGCCUCUGCAGCCGUCCUGGUGUUAUAAUAAAGAGGCAGUGUGGCUGUGCUCUGUGCUGUGCUUGGUUUGGGGUUUAGAGAGACCGAGCUGUAAGUAGGUCGGGCUGGGCUUAAGCGGCUUAGCUACGUCAGCCUAAGCUGGGAGGAAUUCAUCCAAAGCCCUCCGCGGUAGGCGGGGGCCUAAACGAGGCUGGCCUAGUUAAGCCUGAUUCUUAUUGUGUGCAGCACUGCCUGUUUUUGUUGUGCAACGUGGCUGAGAGGGGAACCUAGGAGUAGUGUAUGAAUCCAUGCACAUGUUAGACACAGUUUAGGUUUGAUUUAGAAGAAGAAUGGAAGAAAAAAUGAGAAAUAUAUGGGAGUAAGGCCAGCGUUAAGCUUUAAACACCGUGGACCAAGAGAAGCCAGCUGCAGGGACCAAAAAAAAAAGACAGGUGGGAAGAGUGAGGAGCCUCAGUAUUGAGCGUGGUUGCUGAACGGCGACAGCCAGCCAUAGGCCUGACUUGGUCUGCGUGAGUCCGCUAUGCUAUAAGAUGGCAUCCAGCUCUGUGUUUCUGUCCAGUAUGGUGGGCAAAGCUCGCUCCUCCAACUUCACACUCUCUGAGAAGCUGGACCUGUUGAAGCUGGUCCGUCCUCACAUCCGCAUCCUGGAGGAGCACACCAACAAGCACGCGGUCAUCGUGGACAAGAACAAGUGCUGGGACACCGUGGCUGAGCAAUACAACGACCUCGGAGGGGACAGACCCCAUCGCACCGCUCAGGGCCUCAGGACCCUCUACAAGAGGCUGAAGGAGUCAGCCAAGCAGGAAGUGAUGCAGCGGAGACACGCCCAGCCAGAGUACAGAGCCAGCAUCUCGGAGCCAACCAGGAGAAUCAUGGAGAUGAUCCCUCACCUGUUUCACCAUGUGCCCAUCCAUGAAAAGGACCAGGCCCUGCGCAGAUUAAUAUACAGCAAGCACAACUCUCCUGUCGAACAUCCUGGCAGCAGCUCCUCUCUGGCCGGACUCCAGGAUUACUCAGCAGCUGUCCCAAGUAUCCCCCAUGAGGUGGUCCAGCUGGACCCUGAAGAGGAUGUUAAACCGCCGCCAGAUCUCCCCAUCCACUCCACACACACAGAACCAGGGCUGGACGGAGGCCAGGAGCGGGAGGGGGACGGGGAGGGGGAACAGGAGUUGGGCAGCGUCCACGAUUACGAAGCAUCCCUGUCUCCCGUCCCUUCCUCCGUUAACAUCCCCCUCUCCCCCUCGCCGCUGCCCUUAGGCCACGACCUUUACCCCAACGACAUCUACCCCCACCACGAGCACGACAGGUUCCGCCCUCUGCACCUCGCCAAAGAGGAGCACGAGUUGGUGUUAGCCAAUCACAGGAAGGUUUCCUUGUACCUUGAGGAGAAGAGGGAGGGGCUGAAGAGGAAACAAGACCUAGAGGAGGAACUUCUGAAAGCCAAGAUCAAAGUGGAGAAACUAAGGGCUGCUCGACUGAGACACGGGCUGCCAAUUCCUCUAUAACGAGCAUGAACACGCACAUCCAGUGUCCAGUGUUAGUAAAGGAGAGGCUCUGAGGAGCAAUCACACUCAUCAGUUUCAUGUUUGAGAACUUGAAUUUCUUUUGGAAACAUAGUGCCUCGUACAGACACUAAAAGCCUGUUUGCAUAUUGCAGGUCAAGGCUGAUUUGUGUUGCCAUCAGUCUGUGUUUAUGCUUGUCAGUGUUAGAAAUGUAUCAUCAUAUCGUUCUUAAUGACAGAAGCAGCAGAAAAACACUGUGACUGGCCAAAAUAGGUUAAAUAAAUGUGAAAGUCCAGGUUUGGGAAGGGAAUAUUAGUAGUAAUGAAUGACGUGUACCAUAGUGGUGCUUUUCCUGCCUAGAUCUGCCACCGAUAUGUAUCUAUGGGAAUUGUAGCAUAGUGUUAAUGAUAUACUGGAGAGUCACCAGUGUGAGUGUCUGCCUCUGUUCAUUCUUUGUAAAGAAAAUUUCCAUUUGAUCUGACAUCUGUAAAAAUCAGAUGUGAUAAACUAUAAAGUCAUUUCAUUGUAGCACUUGUAGGGAACCAAACUAGGGGCACUUAUUCAACAUUUUGUAGGUUAGAAAUGCACUCCAAACAAAGUUAACACUUUUUUUCUAGAGCCGAUAAAUGUUCAGAUACCCAGGAUUGAAGCACAAGUUAAACUGCCGAUGGCCUUAAACCCAAGAUGCUAAUAAUGACAAAUCCUGUUCGGUGAGUUGCUGGUUUUACAUGAAAGUGAGAUAAAUCUGUUCAAGUCAGAAAUUCUCUCUGGUUGCUGAAUAUUGAUUUAAGUGAUCAAAAGAAGGGAGAUGUGGAGUCGGUUUUGCGAUGUUAUUGUUAUUUAAUGUUUGUGACUACGGCAUUGAUUGUAUUGUAAAGUUGAGUGUUGUCAGUUUCUUUUACACUUUGUCCAUAUGUUCACUUGUUUCUAUUAAAAAAGUAAGGUUAAUAUGAUGCUGGUUUUAUGUUUAUUACAGUUCAAACAGGCAUCUGCUCUCAUGAUUUCAGCCUCUCUGAGGAAGAUGAUUUUUCUUAAUUGGGUUGUCUGUAUUUACAUAUCUUUGUUACCGACAUUAAAAGCAAAGCAUGAUGACCACUGCACUUUAACUUCAACAUGACGUGAGUAGCGCUUAAGUUUUCAGGCAUGUGAAUGUAUGAGAGGGAGGGGUAUCAUCUCUGGUAUGAAGGUCUAGUAUGAUGUAGACCCGGUGCAGCAGGGACCUCUGCUGGUGAGCUGUGUCUUAGAUAUUUCUGUUGGUUUUUCACUAUGUUGUAUGUC
Messenger RNA from Sebastes umbrosus (honeycomb rockfish), 3789 nucleotides. RefSeq names its product fibrinogen silencer-binding protein (gene fsbp). The transcript has 2 exons. The record is from RefSeq and is a predicted model, not a curated record. Bases 1539 to 2513 code for a protein of 324 amino acids. NCBI's taxonomy places the organism in Eukaryota, Metazoa, Chordata, Actinopteri, Perciformes, Sebastidae.